Gekko japonicus is the source of this 944-nucleotide messenger RNA. RefSeq names its product adenine phosphoribosyltransferase (gene APRT). Gene Ontology annotation, biological process: adenine salvage; AMP salvage. Gene Ontology annotation, cellular component: cytoplasm. NCBI's taxonomy places the organism in Eukaryota, Metazoa, Chordata, Lepidosauria, Squamata, Gekkonidae. The transcript is spliced from 5 exons. The coding region runs from base 45 to 584 and encodes 179 amino acids. Gene Ontology annotation, molecular function: adenine binding; adenine phosphoribosyltransferase activity; AMP binding. The record is from RefSeq and is a predicted model, not a curated record.
CCCGCACAUGCGUGCUGCGCCAGGAGCGGGGCGCUGCCGGAACGAUGAGCGCGGAGCAGUUGCGGCUGGUGCGGGAGCGCGUGCGGGACUUCCCGGACUUCCCCGCGCGGGGGGUCCUGUUCCGAGAUAUCACCCCACUGCUGAAGGACCCAGAGGCCUUCAGGGCGGCCAUCGAUCUCCUGGAAGCUCAUGUGAAGGACAAGCACCGCCGAGUGGAUUUCAUUGCAGGCCUGGAUUCGCGAGGCUUCCUCUUUGGACCCGUCCUGGCUCAGCGACUGGGAGUCGGGUUUGUGAUGAUCCGUAAGAAGGGGAAGCUCCCGGGCCGUACAGAGUCCGUCUCCUACACUCUCGAAUAUGGCCAGGCAGAGCUCGAAGUUCAGAGCGACACCGUGGAGCCGGGCCAGAAAGUGAUCUUAAUCGACGACUUGCUGGCCACAGGAGGAACUAUGCGAGCGGCCUGUGAACUGAUGUCCAAGCUGAAGGCCGAGAUCCUGGACUGCGUGGUGCUCAUAGAGUUAAAGUUUCUCAAGGGGGCCGACCUGCUCAAGCCCUUCCCGCUGUAUUCAGUGCUGCAGUACGACUGAGGAGCCCCCUCAGCGCUGCAGCUGCCGGCAAGGUUUUGGGAGACUCUCUUGCCCUGUCUUCAAGCAUCUUUCCGGCUCUGCAUGGCGUUGUGUAUGCCAAUACGCAGGCAAGCGAGCCUCCAUCUGGCUGUGCUGAGAUUUAUUGGCUCUGACGGUAGCUGGGCCCAGCAGCACCCAAGUUCUUUCUGGGACCAAAGCAAACCUAGAAUUCCGAGCUGCCCCUUUUUGUUGGGGCGGACCAGAGAAUCUGGGAGGUCCAUCAGCCUGUCUUGCAGUUUAGACCUUAGACUGAGACUGGUGAGAGCCAGUUUGGUGUAGAGGUUAAGUGCGCGGACUCUAAUCUGGGAGAACCGGGUUUGA